CAUGGAUUCGACUGUAAUUGUAUUUUCUCUCUUCAGUUACUUUGGAUGCCCAACAAUGUAAUUCCAAGCUUCUUAGGAUUUUCACUCCAAUGUCAAUUAUACAGCAGCCUGGAUGUUGGGCGUCUGCUACCGACAAACUGAAUGUGUGGGAAUUGUUCACUAGGGAACCACCGAAGCGAUGCGCUCUUCACUUCCUCAUACGGUCCUCGUCCGAACUUUCGGUAAAAGAUUCGCUAGGAUACAGUCUGCUACACAGGGCGUGUCUUCGUGGUGAUGCGAUUUUAGUCGCUUCCCUCUUACGAGUUGGUGUAUGUCCAUCUGUGCUGACCGAUAAUGGAAUCUCAGCUGUACAUAUUGCAGCAAGUCGUGGACAGACUGCCAUUUUAUACAUGCUUAUGCUCAGUGGUGCUAACUUAAACCAAGCGGAUAGCCAGGGACGCAUUGCGAUGCACUAUGCGGCCGAAAAUGAUCAAGUCUUAACGAUCGCGUGGCUUUUACAAUUUCCAAAUGCCGGCCAACCUGAUUCUGUGGAUAAUCAUGGGAUCACACCAUUCCAUCUUGCCUGUUCGCGCGCUAAUGCGAACGCUUUGCGCUAUAUGUUACGUGCCGGAAGAACAUCUGGUAGUCAGCUGAGAUGGGAUCUGUCAUCUCAAGAUCACUGCGGAAAUACUUGUUUGCACACCGCCGUCAGCCCCUCUUCCUGUUCAGGAUCGAUGACUCAGUUUUAUGCAAAACCCAAUCGAGCCAUCUCUAAAGUACAUGAUAUCGUAUGGUCCCUACUAACCGUCCCAUUGCUCUUACCAAAUGGAUUGGCUGCUAUCUCUCUGAGUGGGAUGCGCAACAAAUGUGGUGAAACGGUAUUUGAUUUGGCUAAAAGACUCCAUUCUAAUUUGGCGUUAACCACUUUGAUGUACCUUGCCCAGACACUCGUUGGUAGAUUCUCCGCAACGUUAGCGUUGAAACUGUUGUUACAUAUUUAUGCCGUCACGUGGGUUUGUUUUGCUCUUCUUCCAAUAACCUUGAGUUUCGUAAGCUUCCUACUUGCCUCUCGGUUCCAGUCGCCUUUUAUCUACUUCGCUGUCGGUGCAUUAUCUUUACUGGUUUUUGCGAGACAAAGUCAUCGGCUAUCCGACGGCACAAAUAGGCCGAAUCCAUUCUUCAUGGGUGCAUUUGUUGCCGGAUUUCUGAGCACACUUCAUUUGGUUAUUUUUCACUUGUACCCUUCCCCCCAACAUCCAUAUUGGUACCGCCACAGUUACUUUGUUUUUCUACUCAUUGUGCCCUUCGUGAUUUCGCUUCUAUUUAUAAGUCUAGUGUUUUCUGAUCCGGGCUACGCCACCAGGAACCAGCAGCCCAUUCCAUUCUCCCCCAUCGACCCUGAUAUUUUUCACUUGGUCGAGAAAGAAGCUUUGGAGGUUACAAAACAGCUUUCGGAUCACAACCCCGAACUGAUCCACUCCCAACCUUAUCAGCUGAUCGACCUUUAUUGUCCUCACUGUAAACUGAGCACAUUGCCCGCAGCCACUGCUCGGAUCAAGCAUUGCAAAUUGUGUGAGCGCUGUAUAAACAACAUGGAUCACCACUGCCUUUUUAUAAUGAAGUGUGUAUCUUACACAAACCAGCACCGAUUCUUCCUGUUUCUAUUCGUGUGCCUCCUGUUUACUGGUGGUUAUAUUGUGUUUACCCUCUACACAUUGGUCGUCACUUGCCCUUCGACUGAAUCCGGCAGACUUUGGGAGACUUUUGUUUGCUUGUACAGCAGAUUUUCUCCUUGUAUUGUUUUCCUUUUGUAUAAUAUCGGGUCAUUUCUAUGGAUUUUACUACUGAUCGAUGACCAGCUUGUGACAAUCAACUCCAAAACGCCUGUCUGGCGGCGCCGGAUGGGGUCUGUUGUGUGUAACCUCAGUCAGUUUUCGACACGGUUCCAUAGUUUUUUCUGUUUCCUUGUUUUCGGACGCCGUCCUAUCACCAGGGAGCGAAAUUCCGACCACGUUAUUUAGCCUUUUCUCAUCCACACUUGAUUCUCAGCUUUUGCGGGAGGUGCUCUGAAUCAUUUUUUUCUUUCAUAUUAGUUGCGUUCUAUGCGGAUACUUGAAGCACUUCCCCCACAGAGCCUUUUGGACUUGUCCUCUAUCAGGCCGUUUCGAAUUUACUACCUUGUUGAACUGAAUUCGAUAUCGCCGUCUUCUGUGGAAUGUAGUUCGUCAAAUGCAGUCAUAACAAGCGUC
Molecule: messenger RNA, 2228 nt
Organism: Opisthorchis viverrini
Lineage: Eukaryota; Metazoa; Platyhelminthes; Trematoda; Opisthorchiida; Opisthorchiidae
Exons: 3
Coding region: 90-2000 (636 amino acids)
Biological process (GO): protein palmitoylation
Cellular component (GO): Golgi membrane
Molecular function (GO): protein binding; palmitoyltransferase activity
Source: RefSeq, a predicted model, not a curated record